Molecule: messenger RNA, 1388 nt
Organism: Hyla sarda
Lineage: Eukaryota; Metazoa; Chordata; Amphibia; Anura; Hylidae
Exons: 4
Coding region: 126-818 (230 amino acids)
Source: RefSeq, a predicted model, not a curated record
CGUGCGACACAAGAUAACAGAGCAAGCUGCACACAGUGUACGCGUCAUUAUUUUUGGGGAUUUAACUAUCUUCAUACAGAUUGGAUAAACAGUUUUACUGAGAGCCGAGGGGAUGACAAUCCGGAAUGUUCUGCAGGAUAAUUACCUGGGAUAAUGCACAGAAGAUCCGGCUGGAGACAAGGCUCCGAUCUUAUAACAGCCGCACUGCUACAGGCAACGCUGUGUUCUUAAAUAAACCAACCAGGGAGCACAGAUAUACAGAUGUUCUAUGCCGUUUAUUCCUACGAGGAUCUAAGGAGUCUAAUCCUUCUGUAUGUCCUAGAACAAAGGAAAAAGAGAAAGAAAUACAAAAAGAAAAAAAACUGAAAAACCAUAAUCCAGCCCGAACACAGAGGAACCGAUCAUCACGGCGCAGCCAUAAGGAAACCAGGAGCCUCUCCGGCACUUGUUGGGAAACCGUGCGACGAUCCCGGGCAGCAGAGACGUUCCGGAGCGACGGGGACAUCCCGGGGACACGGCGACAGCGAUGGACAGCGACAGCCAGGGCAGCGGUGAUGAGCGGUGACGGUCCGGAGCGGCGGGGACAGUAUCUUCGUAUCGGUGGGGAUCUCCUGAACACAGACUCCCGGGCGGCUGCAACAUUUCUACAGACUUCAAUAGGUGGUUGUGUCUGGCACACAACCCCCAAAGACUGGCAUGAGGAGACCCUGAAUCAUCCCCACCUGGUCUCACAAGGAAUUUGCUUGGCCAGAGAGGGAACUCAACGUAGGGUUGGAUCCACUCCUAGACCAUAUCCCAAUUAUCGCACAAAAUGUUGAAAAAGACCUACAGACUGAGAUGUUUUGAUGACCUUCCACGCACAAGAAAAAGAUUUUACCUUCUAUUGAAACUCCCACCGAUCUUACGAAAGGUUGGAUUGCAUGCUCCUACAGUCACAAUAACUUUCCUUAGUCUCAUGUGAUGUCCGAGUAAAUGACAUGGUCAUGUACUGCCCUUAGGCCCUGUCAGGUUGAGUCCCUCAAUGACCUGGGGGCUCCCCUGCAAGGUCUCCCCCUGUUGUUUCCAUAAUGUUGUGUAUAUCACUUUAAUGCCUGGACAGUAUCCUUAUGUAUAGAUAGUACAGAGGACCUGUGGGAGGUCUCGAGGACCUGUUCAAGUCUGUCACAUGUUAUGCAGUCUCAUGAUUUGCUGUCACAUGUUCUCCCAGAGAGCACCAGCUUAACCUAUGACCCGCAGUUUGACCAAUGGGCUUUAGUCCAGCCCCCACUAUAUAAAGGGGUGGCCAUUACAAUUCACUCUCUUUGAGAUUCCAUCUGCUACUGAGCACAGCAACCACCAGAGAUCUCAGUGCUAGUGACCAGCAUCUGGAAAACCCCAAAAGCUACAGU